AUGUCGGGCCGGUCGGUGCGGGCCGAGACCCGCAGCCGGGCCAAGGAUGACAUCAAGCGGGUGAUGGCGGCCAUUGAGAAAGUGCGCAAAUGGGAGAAGAAAUGGGUGACAGUUGGCGACACAUCCCUCAGAAUUUACAAAUGGGUACCAGUAACAGAGCCCAAAGUUGAUGAUAAAAACAAAAAUAAGAAAAAAGGCAAAGAUGAAAAAUGUGGCUCUGAAGUGACCACUCCAGAGAAUAGCUCUUCUCCAGGGAUGAUGGACAUGCAUGAUGACAAUAGCAACCAGAGUUCAAUAGCUGACGCUUCUCCAAUAAAACAGGAGAACAGUAGCAACUCAAGUCCAGCACCUGAGCAGAACUCAGCAACACAAGCAGAUGGCACUGAAGUAAAGUCUGAUGAAACUCAAGCAGAUGCAAAGGAGCAACCUGGUUCAGAAGAUACUUCUGAUGAACAGAAUUCACAGUCUUCAAUGGAAAAUUCCAUGAAUAGUUCCGAGAAAGCAGAAAUUCAAUCCUCUGGAGAAAAUGAUAUAACUACAGAGGCAUCUAAAAACUCUCAGGACUCUGAAGGAGUGCCACCUUCUAAAAAGAUGAAAGUAGAGGCUUCCCAACAAAAUGUUGAAGAGAUUUAG
Molecule: messenger RNA, 633 nt
Organism: Emys orbicularis (European pond turtle)
Lineage: Eukaryota; Metazoa; Chordata; Testudines; Emydidae
Gene: BCL7A
Product: BAF chromatin remodeling complex subunit BCL7A
Exons: 6
Coding region: 1-633 (210 amino acids)
Source: RefSeq, a predicted model, not a curated record